AUGACUGAUCUUACCAGUUCAAAGUCAGUAACCGAAUAUGGUUGUACCAAAUGCGCAGAUAAACUUCAUCGGUAUAUAUGUGAUCAUUCACUGCGUCUUUCUGAAGCACAAAAGUGGUUAUUACAAGAGACUAGCAAACAUCCACUGUCACAUAUGCUUUUCUCCAGCAUAGAAAUGCAACUUCUAUCAAAUUUGUGUUAUGCGAUAAAUGCUAGAAAGACAAUUGAUAUUGGAGUUUAUACUGGAUAUAGUUCAUUGUCUGUGGCGGAAGUAUUGCCAUCAGAUGGACGUGUAGUAGCCUUGGACAUAACAGAUGAAUAUUUGAAAGACUAUUGUUUACCAGUAUGGAAGAAGGCAGGUGUAGAAUCGAAAAUUGACUUUCGACUCGGUCCAGCUGUUGAUACUCUACAAACUUUGAUUGAUAAUGGAGAGAGUGAAACAUUCGAUUUCGCUCUGAUCGAUGCUGAUAAAGAAAACUAUAGUAAUUAUUAUGAACUAUGUUUAAAACUAGUACGACCUCGUGGAAUCAUCGCCAUUGAUAAUGUUCUACGGAGGGAGAGGGUGCUUGACGAGAAUGAUAACAGUCCUGAAACUGUUGGUGUACGAGAAAUGAAUGCUUUGAUAGCUAAAGAUAACUCUAAUUGUGGUGAUAUACUCACUGAACAAGAAGAUUCAAUAAAUUAUUCAUCAAACUUACUUAGACAUCAAUUUCAAUUAGAGAGUUGUCUACUCACUCGUGAAGAUCUCAUUAAUUUAGACAAAAUUGAACCUCGUUGGAGAUAUAUUCGAAUAGGAUUAUUAAUUGGAUUUGGGAUUCUAUUUUUUGGUCUUUUAGCAGCAUGUAUUGUUUAUAUAAUUGUUGGACAAAAAUGCCCAUCUGUGCCCAAAUUACCGUUUUGGAAAUCAACAGUUGGUUACUGGUUAGAUGUGUUUGCAUUUAAAGAUUCUUCAGGUGAUCUAGUCGGUGAUUUAAAUGGUCUCACAUCUGAAGUAGAUUACAUCAAAACUGUAGUCGGUGCAGGAUAUGUGAUAUUAGGUCCCAUUACUAAAGGAUUUUACACUAAUUCAUACAAUACACUCGGAUUAGUGGAAGAAUACGAGCAGUUAGAUGAGGCAGUCGGCACAAUGGAUGAUUUUCGUGGUCUUUUAAAACAAUUUCAUAAAAAGGAUAUCAAAGUUAUCUUGACAUUUGAUUUCAAUGCGAUAUCCAUCAGUCAUAAAUGGAUCACAGAGAACAAUGUCAAACUGACGUUGUUUGAUGAUGACUUUAAGAAAAAGACGUCACGAUAUGGAAAUACAUUGGACGUGAAUAUUAGUCAUCAAAAAUAUUAUUCCGUUUUUGAAUAUCCAAGCAUAGAUUUACAUUUAAUUUCUGCCAAAACUCGGAAAGCAAUAUUUGAUGUGAUCCACUUUUGGAUGAAAGAAGGAAUAGAUGGAAUUCUCCUGGAUAAUGCUGCAUUUUUCGUCGAAGAUAAAGAAAAAGGAACACAAAGCAAACUCAGUUCAACAUGGUUUGAAAACUGCCCUAAUUCUCAAUUAUAUGGAAAUGGAAGUGUGAGAUUUGUUGAAAGUGUAAGAGAAGAAAUGAACAAGUGGAUUAAGGAGAGUGGAAAAGAAAAUUUAUGCAAAUGA
Molecule: messenger RNA, 1632 nt
Organism: Schistosoma margrebowiei
Lineage: Eukaryota; Metazoa; Platyhelminthes; Trematoda; Strigeidida; Schistosomatidae
Source: the annotation of a GenBank genome assembly